This is a messenger RNA of Periophthalmus magnuspinnatus, 1996 nucleotides long. RefSeq names its product major facilitator superfamily domain containing 14Ba (gene slc71a2a). The record is from RefSeq and is a predicted model, not a curated record. The coding region runs from base 273 to 1787 and encodes 504 amino acids. Gene Ontology annotation, molecular function: transmembrane transporter activity. NCBI's taxonomy places the organism in Eukaryota, Metazoa, Chordata, Actinopteri, Gobiiformes, Gobiidae. Gene Ontology annotation, biological process: transmembrane transport. The transcript has 12 exons. Gene Ontology annotation, cellular component: membrane.
GCAGGAGGCUCGGGUGAACCGGAGGGUCCGGAGGGUCUGGAUGUUGUGGAUGUUGUGGAUGUUCCGGGGGUUCUGGAUGUUCCGGUGGUGCUCCCGGCUCGUGUAGAGGACCGCGCCCGCUCUGCCUGGGCUCCUCCGCGGCCGGACCGUCCGUGCGUGCCCGGGGACAGCUCUCCUGUCCGGGGGGCGGCUGAGGACCGACGCUGGAGGCUCCGGUGGGACAUGGGGCGGACGGGAGCCGCGGGAGCCUCGUGAGCCGCGGCAGCUGUGACAUGUCCGCGGCGGAGGCGGCUCGGGGCCGCGUGGUGCUCGUGAAGAAGGUCAGCCUCCGGGACGGGCCCACGAUCCACCAGGGGGUGGGACGUCCCAGUGUGUACCACGCCAUCGUCGUCAUCUUCCUCGAGUUCUUCGCCUGGGGACUCCUGACCACGCCCAUGUUAACAGUUCUUCAUGAGACUUUCCCUCAGCACACGUUCCUCAUGAACGGACUCAUCCAAGGAGUCAAGGGGCUGCUCUCGUUCAUGUCGGCUCCUCUGAUUGGUGCGCUGUCAGACGUGUGGGGCAGGCGGACGUUCCUAUUGGUCACUGUGUUCUUCACGUGUGCGCCCAUCCCCCUCAUGAGGCUCAGCCCCUGGUGGUACUUCGCCAUGAUCUCGAUGUCUGGAGCGUUCUCCGUCACAUUCUCUGUGAUCUUCGCUUAUGUGGCCGACGUAACGGACGAACGAGAGAGGAGCACCGCCUACGGACUGGUGUCUGCCACAUUUGCUGCGAGUCUGGUGACGAGUCCUGCGAUUGGUGCGUACCUGUCGGCGUGGUACGGGGACACUCUGGUGGUGCUCCUCGCCACGCUCAUCGCCCUCGCCGACAUCCUCUGCAUCCUCAUCGCCGUCCCCGAGUCUCUGCCCCCGCACACGCUGCACGCCUGGGGCGGACCCAUCAGCUGGGAGCACGCCGACCCCUUCCAGUCCCUGAGGAGGGUGGGGCAGGACUCCACAGUUCUCCUGAUCUGUGUCACUGUGUUCCUGUCGUAUCUCCCCGAGGCCGGACAGUACUCCAGCUUCUUCCUCUACCUACGACAGGUCAUAAACUUCUCGUCCACCACCAUCGCCGUCUUCAUCGGAGUCGUGGGGAUUCUGUCCAUCGUCGCCCAGACUCUGUUGCUGACUCUCUUGAUGAGGACUUUGGGAAACAAAAACACAGUUCUUCUGGGUUUGGGCUUCCAGAUUCUGCAGCUCGCCUGGUACGGCCUCGGCUCCGAGCCCUGGAUGAUGUGGGCCGCUGGAGCUGUGGCUGCGAUGUCGUCCAUCACGUUUCCGGCCGUCUCUGCUCUGGUGUCUCAGUCUGCAGACGCCGACCAACAAGGUGUGGUCCAGGGGAUGAUCACUGGGAUCCGUGGGCUCUGUAACGGUCUGGGUCCGGCUCUUUACGGAUUCGUUUUCUUCAUGUUCAACGUAGAACUCAACUCCAUGGACCCGAUCCAAGAGCAGUACGACCUGGACCCCCUGCCCCGCCCCACCGAGCGCUCCCUGGUCCCGGGUCCUCCGUUCCUGUUGGGGGCGUGUGCCGUCGUCGUGGCGUUCGUCGUCGCUCUUUUCAUUCCGGAAAAAUCCAAGAUGGCGCCGGAGCUGUCACUCACCCAGAAGCCCCGCCCUGACAGCAAGCAUUCCCUCUCCUCAUUGGCCGGCGUCCACAUAAACACGCCUCUACCAGGAAGUGAAGAGGAAGCGCCCAACUCCGCAGCCAAUCAGGAGGACUCUGAGCCGCUGCUGCAGGACAGUGUCGUCUGAUUGGUCCAUUUGAACACCCUGGGGAACAGGCAGAGUGGGCGGGUCCAGUUGUUUUAAGACACUUGAUUGGACCUGAAUGUUUUGGAGCCAAAUGGGCGGAGCCAUGGAUCACAAAAAGAAGGUUUGAAAAAAUAGACCCGUAUGACACAAACUGACCAUGUCCUAACACGGUUUCAUCCACACAUGUUUGGAGACGCAGACAGAUUUAU